This is a messenger RNA of Patella vulgata (common limpet), 1995 nucleotides long. Its product is annotated as probable G-protein coupled receptor 156. The record is from RefSeq and is a predicted model, not a curated record. The coding region runs from base 131 to 1879 and encodes 582 amino acids. Lineage: Eukaryota; Metazoa; Mollusca; Gastropoda; Patellidae. Gene Ontology annotation, cellular component: membrane; G protein-coupled receptor heterodimeric complex. Gene Ontology annotation, molecular function: G protein-coupled GABA receptor activity. The transcript has 7 exons. Gene Ontology annotation, biological process: G protein-coupled receptor signaling pathway; gamma-aminobutyric acid signaling pathway.
UUAAAAUACAAUUAAUGUUUUUGUUAGAAUCUUGAAAGUCCAAUCAGGGUAUGAAGCAAGGAUUGCUGUUGCGACCUGCAUUAAUUUGUAUGUACAUUAAUGAUUUUUAUGUGCUUAUUAUUGUAGGAAGAUGGACACACGUGAGAUAGGAGUCGGUGUUGUGGUGGUGUCAUGGGUGUGUGGAAGUAUAUUAUCUGUCAUGUCUCUGGUCUAUUUGAUAUUAAAUAUACGUCUGCGUAAUACGAGGUUGAUCAAAAUGUCCAGCCCAAAUUUGAAUAUUUUGGUAGCAUCAGGAGGCUUGUUGUCCAGUAUAACGUGUGUUUUAUUUGGUAUUGAUUUCUUCAUAGCAGACGACAGAAAACAAGUCUCUAAUAUAUGCCAGUUACGUGUCGCCUUUUUAAGCUGCUCGUUUUCACUGUUGUACGGACCCCUGUUAGCGAAAUGUUGGCGAGUUUAUCGAAUAUUUGAACAGGCAUCUUUAAAACGUGUUGUUAUACGUGAUAAUCAACUAUUCAUAUUUAUUGGUAUUUUGUUACUGGGUGACGUCAUUCUGAUGUCUGCAUGGCAAAUGGUUGACCCUCUUCAGUACACAAAUAUAGCUCAUGUGUCCCAGAUUGUGUCAGAAAUGAAAUUAAACCUAUCCCAUCUAUCAGUUGUAACAGUCACGACCUGUAGUUGUAAUAAUAUCGUGUCCUGGUUGAUGGUUACCAUUGCUUUGAAGACUCCUGUCCUUAUAGCCGGUCUAUUUCUCGCAUGGAAGACCCGUGACGUCAUGUUACCCUCCAUGAAUGACUGUUACGGCAUCAUCAUUAGUACUUUGACCACCAUUUCUGUUUCCACUACCAUCAUUUCCAUCAGCAGUAUUUUCCAAGAUCGUCCUAACAUCGUCUAUGGAAGUCUUCUACUUGGUAUAUUUGUCUGUUCUGCAGUAACCACGUCUAUGGUUUUCGUCCCAAAGUUGAUGUUAUGGUGGAAAAAUCCGGAAAAGGCCGAUCUUCGUGUUUCAAUGUCUGCUAAGUCUACCCACAACGUCACAGGAAUACAGACAUUCGACCAGUUUGAAGAUGAUAUGUACAGUGUAGUGGCUGAAAAUCGAUCCAUGAAGAAGUCAUUACAAGAGAAAGACCUGGCCAUUAACGACCUCCAAAAACAUUUGAGUAAUGCACAGAAGAAGUUGAUGGAAAUUUCACUGGACCAAGAGGCGCGACAAGACAGUGGUUUAGAUAUUGAUCUUUCAUCUUCAAGUGGACAAGACGACAGCGAUGCCAAUACAUCGGGCGUGAGUGGCGAACAGUUGACACCAGAGAAGACACCACCACCACCAUCUUUACCAGUUGUGACACUACUUGACACGGAUGUGCAACGGCAGCAUAGCUUAAAGAGUUAUAACAGUUCAGCAAGUGUAGUUGGUUAUAACAAGCUGUGUCGCCUGCGUGAUUCCAUUGCCGAAGACCUUAACCAAGCUAAACAUCUGAGCACUAACAUUCGAACCUCCAUCUCCAGAGAUAUGGACAAAGUAGAUAAAGUGUCCAGACACCGAUCCUUCCGUUAUGACUCUUUGAAAUCAAGACAGGAACUAGCCGGCUCCAUAGCUCAAUCAUACAACCUCGCUGAUUCCGGGGAAACAUACUCGUAUGUUUCCAGUUGCGUCACUUCCUCUUCUAAUCUUCAACAAGUUAGAAAUGUUCAAUACUCCUCUUCAGAAAGCAUCGAUACUCUUCCAAAUGACAAACUUUACCCGGAGCGACGAAAGAAACCAAGACGUCACAUGAGAAGAGGUGACCUGAAUAAAACCGUAUAUACCAUUUCAGCAAAUCCAAGAAUAGUGCAAAGUGCUGUUACUCUGUCCAAGAGCUUAGACACCGAUACAUUUGUGUAAAACAACUAUUUGAGUGUGAUAGUGAAAUUUGUGUGUGCAAAAACAACUCUAGCGAUAGUGCUCAUUGUUGGCAUCCAAGAUGUCGAUUGAAUUGUUAAAGUAUAUUAAUGGUUGAU